Messenger RNA from Opisthorchis viverrini, 2789 nucleotides. RefSeq lists its product as hypothetical. The transcript is spliced from 3 exons. The record is from RefSeq and is a predicted model, not a curated record. The coding region runs from base 34 to 1182 and encodes 382 amino acids. Lineage: Eukaryota; Metazoa; Platyhelminthes; Trematoda; Opisthorchiida; Opisthorchiidae.
UAUUUCAAUCCAAAAAGACAUUAUUUCGGACUAAUGAAAAAAUCCUAUCAUAGUUUUGACUUAUGGCAUCUUUUUCCCUUUUCUAAUUGCACGACCCCUUAUUUUCCAGCUCAUACAGAACAAUCACACUUUCAAAGUGGCGAAGAAGCCCUAUCCCACUUAGAUGACGUUAUCGAAUUCGUCGUCUCCGAAGCCAUAGACUAUGCGGAGAAACCUCCGGAAGAAAGAACUCUGCCAAAGCUUACCCGAAAGGCGCCUCCCCCUCCCCGACCUAGGAAUUCUAUGGUCAUGGGCAAUUUUAAUCAGAUGCGACCAGAUAUGGCAGCUAACGGCUUAAACCGAAUGCCAAUGUUGGGUGCGAAUGCUCAGUUCCAGCAAAAGCUACAUAAUCAGCUUCCAACCAUGGUACCUUUCGGCGCAAGCCCCCAACAGCAACAACAGCUGCUUAUGCAAUAUAAUGGCCAAUACCAAACGCAACCGGCCCAUUCACAGCAACAACAGUAUGCUCAAGCAGCACAUUUUCAAGCACUAAACCAACAGGCUCAGUAUCAGGCUGCUAACGCGGCAGCUUUGGCACAAAUGCAGCAACUCCAACGACAACAACUACAACAACAACAGCAACAACAACAGCAGCAACAACAACAACAGCAAAAUGCGACUACUACCCGACAUCUACUCUAUCCUACUGGAACCUCGCCUCCAAUCAGCCCUGCCAUAGCCAACUGUGCUGCUGGGGUUCAGCAGCAACAACAAGCUCUCGCGUCAGCACAACAGCAACUUCAGCUCUAUGCUGCGGCACAUCAGUUGCCUGGUAUGAUGCAGACAUUCCCUCCUACACAAGGGCAGCAUCAAGCGAUGCCCCAGUUGCAAGUCCAACCACAGCAGCCACAGCAACAACAACAAUCCGCCCAAGCACAAGUUUGUAACACUCGGGCCUGGACGAACGCUUCAGCGGAACAAUUACAAGCCCAACAUCAGCGGCAGUUAGCCGCUGCAGCGGCUGCAGCUUUCAGUCCCAGUGCAACAGCUGUUCAUCAACAACAACAACAGCAAUAUAUGCAACACCAACAGCAACAAGCCUCUCCCCAACAGCAACAGCAGCAGCAGCAGCAACAACAACAACAGGUUCAACAACGGUCCGCCAAUGACUUUUCUGCCUAUGCAUACCCACAGCAGCAAUAAAAUAUCUCACUCCAGGCGGCAAUCUGUAGAGCUCCUUUUCCCCCUGCGUAUGACGAGCAUCGGUGCUUAGUGCACCACUUCAAGCAGUGGUGGUGUUUUGUAUACCAUUUUCACUUCUGUCAACGUUCGUUUAAUCUCCAUAAGUAGCAGACGGUUUGUGUGUAAAGCGUCAACCGGCACUGUCAAUACUAUUUCCCACCCUCUUAUACAGAGCACUGAUCUAUGUGCCCUGAACCUCCUAUUGCUAUCGCUGAUCUGAUCACUGCUGCACGUAGCAUCGCGUAGUGGUAACAUUGCGCGUGUGCCAUUCCUGUCGUAUCCACCGUUCGUGACCUCAUACCUGACCAUAAAUGGGAAUUCAUGUACAAAUGCAGAACUGUUUUCUGCACUGUCCGACAUGUGUGGUAUUCCCUUUUCUCAGCCGGCCUUUUUUGCUCAUCCUUGUGUACAAUUUUCAAUUUCUGUGCCUUUUGCAUUUUUCUCCAAUAGUCAGCUGUUACCACUUGAUGGUUUUCACUGAUAUAGGGAGUGUUGUAUAGUAAUUUUUGUUUGUUUUUAUUUCCUCGCGCGUUUUUUCUUAGAAUGCGGUUGGCCCACACAAUUGCAUUUACUACUCAAGCAAUUCCUCAUUGUGGUUGGACAUAAUCUUUACGUAUAUUUUCUUGGGUCUGAAGUCCAUUGUCCUCAGUUGACCAUGGGCUGAUAAUACGAUACUGCAAACAGACUGGCUGUCUGCAGAAUCAGUUUUGUACUCUGUCUUUUGUCUCCCUUCCAUUCUCACUGGGAUUAUCGACUUGGUGAUUACUACCCCUUCUCAGGGUCUUGUAAAGUUGACGGCAUUCCAUACAUACGAGGCGUUCACGUCUUCGUUACCGCCACUACCUUCGUAAAACUUAUUACCAGUUUGUUUCUCUACUCUUUGCACGCACGCUGCCUUUUAUCUUCUACAGGCGGUUGUUCAUCAUACACACCACUGUUUAUAUCCAACCGACUGGUUGUCGCUGUCAUGUUUUACGUCUUCUGAUUGUAUUGGUCUCGAACUAAUGUCCUCACCGCUCAGUUUCCUUCGCUAAUCAUGGCGCCUAACUGUCCAGCGCGGACGGACUACUCUCUCCUCCAAUUGGCUCUUUAUAGCAUCGUUGGAGCGCAGAGAUUUCCCCCUGGUAAUCUUUUAAGGAGCAUACCUACAGAGAAGACGUCCAUGAUUUCUCUUGUUCUCCGCUUCAGACUUGCUUUUUUGUUUGUUUCUGUUUUUGUAUCGAUCCCACCGCUCCCCUCCGCAAUCUGAAUUCAGAGUUUCCAUUGAGAAACCGUUCCAGAUUAUUUCUGCUUUCAUUCGGCCUACUAUUUUUGACACCGACAUCCCAUCCCAUCCAAUCGCCAACAGCAGUUUUCCUCUUUCGAGUACUUACUAGUAUCACCGACACAUUACUAUUACUCACUCAUACCACCACUGUUAUUAGUACGAACAUCAUUAUUCUUCCGCCACCGCCUGAUCAUUUCUCGCAGCUAAUACUCCACCAACCACUAAGACUAUUGUGCGUUUUUAUUUCACUCCUCGUCGGAUGCAAUGUAUUUUACGGCCGUCCAUUGUAUUUUACUCUUCC